AUGAUUGAUGUUAAUAAAAUUGCUGUGCCAAGAUGGCUUGGAAUUUCACCAAAGAAAUCCAUUGAAAUUCAUGGUUUCUCAGACGCGUCGAACAGUGCAUAUGGAAUGACUUUUUACGCCAGAGUAGAAAGUGGAUUUGCAAUUGAAUGUAAUCUGAUAACAUCGAAAACUCGAGUUGCACCACUAAAGGGUAUGACUAUACCACGUAUGGAGUUGUGUGAAGCGUUGAUGAUGGCGCAAAUGUGUCAACAAAUCUGUAGUGUUCAUGAUGUGUCAAUGAAUAAAUUGACUCUUUGGACAGAUUCAAGCAUAGUCAUACAUUGGUUGUCAAAGUGUCCAUCUGGCUUAAAGGCAUUUGUUGGUAAUCGUGUUGCCGAAGCCCAAGAAUGUACAAAGGGAGCGCAAUGGAAGCAUGUGCGUACAAAUGACAACCCUGCUGAUUUGGCUUCACGAGGCUUAUUUGCAAGUGGAUUAGUUGGAAAUUCGCUUUGGUUCCAUGGACCACACUGGCUGUCGAAACCACAUUCAGAUUGGCCAGUUAGCAGUUUUACCGUUGAUCAACGUGUCAAAGAGGCUACAGUAGCUGAGUCAAGAGCAAUUCAGGCAUGUGCUAUUAUUCGAGUUGAAACUGUGCCGCGAAUUGAAGUUACAGUAAAUGAUGUAACAUCAGAAUUGUUGUUGGAUCGUUGUAGUUCGAUGAUGAGGUUGGUUUGUGUUACUGCUAGAGUUUUGGCUUUCAUAAGAAUGAUAAAAACCAAAGAGAAAGUCUGUUCAACUUUCAUUGCCCAUGCCGAUUACUUGGAGGCUCAAGCGAUUUGGAUUAAAUACCAUCAACAAAAAUAUUUCGCCGGAGAUAUUGAGCUACUCAAAAAUGGUAAAAGUUUAUCGCGUGAUUCAAUAAUAGUGAAAAUGUCACCAUUCGUUGAUGGUGAUGGUUUGUUGCGUGUUGGUGGCCGUAUAAAGCGUUCUAUGAUGUCUUUUGAUACGAAGCAUCCGAUAAUAUUGCAUCAUGAUUAUAGAUUUUCACAUCUAUUGGUGGUAGAAGCGCAUCGACGUACCUUACAUGGCGGCACUCAGUUAUGCAUUCAGUAUAUUAGACAACGUUUUUGGAUGAUCGGUGUUCGUAAAGCAGUUAAGAAAGUUUCGCUCAAGUGUAUGCCCUGUUUUCGCCAAAGAAAAGAAGUGGCUGACCAGUUAAUGGGCGAUUUACCGAGUGUAAGGGUUAUUUCGGAUCAUCCUUUCGAAUCAGUUGGUGUUGAUUACUGUGGACCUGUCAUGAUAAAGGAACGUUCUGGCCGUUGCAAGAAGUUAUACAAAGCAUAUAUUGCUGUGUUUGUUUGUAUGAAAACAAAAGCAGUUCAUCUCGACUUGGUGACUGACCUUACAACUGAUGCAUUCAUGGCUUGUUUGACGCGUUUGGUUUCGUUGCGCGGGAGCGUCCGUGAAAUAUUUAGCGACAAUGCCACUACUUUUCACGGAGCAGCGAAUGAGCAGAAAGAGAUUUUCAUGCAUUGGAAGGGUUUGUCUUUGUCUGAAAGUCUGCAAUUGUUACAAGUGAAAUGGACUUUCAUCACACCUUUGUCGCCGUCACAAGGAGGUUUAUGGGAACGAAAU
Messenger RNA from Contarinia nasturtii (swede midge), 1614 nucleotides. RefSeq lists its product as uncharacterized. The annotation marks the transcript as partial. Gene Ontology annotation, molecular function: nucleic acid binding. The transcript has a single exon. NCBI's taxonomy places the organism in Eukaryota, Metazoa, Arthropoda, Insecta, Diptera, Cecidomyiidae. The record is from RefSeq and is a predicted model, not a curated record. Gene Ontology annotation, biological process: DNA integration.